Molecule: messenger RNA, 1447 nt
Organism: Xyrauchen texanus (razorback sucker)
Lineage: Eukaryota; Metazoa; Chordata; Actinopteri; Cypriniformes; Catostomidae
Product: metaxin-2-like
Exons: 10
Coding region: 196-1056 (286 amino acids)
Biological process (GO): mitochondrion organization
Cellular component (GO): SAM complex
Source: RefSeq, a predicted model, not a curated record
UACUUGUCGACCGUUACGCUCUCACCUAUGGUACAAACGCAGGAGGGUAUUUUAUGAAAUAAAGGAAUCUCUGCUGGGAAGCUGAAACAGUAAAAUUCUGUGUGACGUCACUACACUGGGACAGGAGGUAGAUUUGCCCUUCCCUGGAAAAACCAUUUCGAGCUUCAGUUAAGGUCGACUUUCUUCUCCGGUGACAUGUCUCUGGCUGCAGAGGCUUUCGUCUCUCAGAUUGCAGCUGCUGAGCCAUGGCCAGAAAAUGCCACUCUGUACCAGCCUCUUAAGGAUGAUCAAAUCCUGCUGUCCGAUUCUGCAUCCUCUCUAGCAGUUCAGACAUUCCUUAGGAUGUGCGGCCUGCCAGUGCAGGUGUCAUGCUGUUCCAAUGCGGAAUACAUGUCACCAUCAGGCAAGGUUCCUUUCAUCCAUGUUGGUAAUCAAGUUGUUUCAGAGCUGGGGCCAAUUGUGCAGUUCACAAAGGCAAAGGGUCAGUCUCUGAGUGAUGGGUUAGAUGAUGUUCAGAGGGCAGAGAUGAAGGCUUACAUGGAGUUGGUCAAUAACAUGCUGCUGACUGCAGAGUUGUAUAUCCAGUGGUGUGAUGACUAUACUGCUACAGAGAUUUCUAGGCCACGAUACAGUAAUCCAUACUCCUGGCCCCUCAAUCACAUACUGGCCUAUCAGAAGCAGUGGGAUGUCCGGAGGAAGAUGAAUGCCAUUGGAUGGUCGGGAAAGAGUCUUGAGCAGGUGUAUGAAGAUGUGAAUCGGUGUUGUCAGGCCUUGUCACAGCGACUCGGAACUCAGCCCUACUUUUUUAACAAGCAGCCGACUGAACUGGACGCUCUGGUGUUUGGUCAUAUCUUCACCAUACUCAGCACGCAGCUGACCAAUGACGAGCUCGCCGGAAAGGUUAAGGGUUACAGUAACCUGCUUUCUUUCUGCCAUCGUAUUGAACAGACUUACUUUAAGGAGCACAACCGAGAGAGCCAGUCAGGGUCCUCGCGUCAUUCCAAAGGCUCACUCCACGCAUUUCCCAACUUUACUCCCUCCCCUGAUCUGAAAUAAUGAAAUGAUUGACUGCUUAAGUGUCCUAUUUGUAUCAAAAUACUUGAUUUGAUUGUAUAGGAGUCCUACUGAGGUUAAAACAUCAUUAUAAAUCAAUAGGAAUGAGAAAAGGGCAUUAAAUAAAGGUUUGUGAUUUUUCAAAGUGUUCCCAAUUAACCCUUUGCCUGGUUGGAAUGCCAUAACAAAGAGUUUGCCUGCUGGAAUUGUUGAAUUAGAUUGAUGUAUAAGAAUUUAGUUGAUGUAAACUUUUCCACUGUGUGAUUCCCUUAUCUGAUAUCAUCUGUAAAUUGAAAGUGCCUACAAAGUAUAAUAAAGUUGGACUUCUGUUUGUUUUUUGUUCCCUACGUUCAGGCAAAGUACAGUAUAUAUUUGUGUUACUCUGUAUUAAUGU